Anoplophora glabripennis (Asian longhorned beetle) is the source of this 1364-nucleotide messenger RNA. Its product is annotated as 2-oxoglutarate and iron-dependent oxygenase domain-containing protein 3-like. The record is from RefSeq and is a predicted model, not a curated record. The coding region runs from base 177 to 1154 and encodes 325 amino acids. The transcript is spliced from 5 exons. Gene Ontology annotation, cellular component: membrane. NCBI's taxonomy places the organism in Eukaryota, Metazoa, Arthropoda, Insecta, Coleoptera, Cerambycidae. Gene Ontology annotation, molecular function: L-ascorbic acid binding; iron ion binding; oxidoreductase activity, acting on paired donors, with incorporation or reduction of molecular oxygen.
UUUACCACGUCUAUGCAAUUUAGGUUAUGUCGUUUUUGAUAGUUAUAAAUAAUUUUUAAUUUCAGAAUAAGUACAAGAAAUUAAAAAGAAAUCUAUAAACAUAUCUCAAAAAUGGAUUCUAUGUGAAAGUUGUAUUGAAAAAUAUCGUGCAUUUGACGUAAAAUAGGUUUAGAAAAAUGAAGAUAAAUGAAAAAAAUUUGGUUAAGAGGAAUGUAGAGAAAAAUGUAAAGAAGAACCCUGAGAGUGAUAAAAAACAUUCUGAAACUGAAUCAAAGGGAAAAGAUGCUCUUAAAUAUGGUCCUUUACCAAGGUUCCCUGGCCAGAGAGUUUGGACCAGAGGAAUAUUAAUACUGGGUGUAUUAAUUUACGUUUGGUACUUUUCAAAAAGUUCAAAAGAGACAGUAUUGGCUAAACAGAAUGAUAUGUAUAACAGAAGAGGUCAGGUUAUUGAAUGCAGUGAAGAAUACUUAGAUGACAUCAAACAGUAUCCAGGAUGUAUUCCACAAAAGUGUGGGAGGUAUGUUAGCGAUAAAAUUGUUACCGCACACGAAGUCGAAAUUUUACUUCAGCUUGCAAACAGAGUGAUGGCUCUUGGGGGCUCGAAAGGAGGAGCAACCAUAAUGGAUCUGCACUCUGGGGCUUUGUCGUUUGAUGACAAAUUUAUCAAUGUGUAUGCCCAGAAAAAAAAUAAAAUUUUAACACCGACCGAUCUAACAGUAUACAAAUUAGUCAGAACGAAAAUUCAGAAUGCUAUAGCAGAAACGUUUGGAAUAGAUGUUGGCAGCUUGUAUUUAACUCACCCUACGUUCUUUUCGAAACUUUCUAAUUUAACACCUGUUACACCUCACGACGAGUACUGGCACGUCCAUAUAGACAAACACACCUAUGAGUCGUUUCACUAUACAUCACUGCUCUACCUGAAUGAUUAUGGUAUUGACUUCAAAGGAGGGCGAUUUGUUUUUUUAAACGAUGCUUCUAAUCCUACAAAAAAUGUCACAGUAGAACCUAGGAAAGGUAGAGUGUCAAUGUUUACAUCGGGUCCUGAAAACCCGCACUUUGUAGAGCGUGUCACGGAAGGUCUCAGGUUUGCUAUUACUGUAUCUUUCACAUGUGAUUCCUCCAAAGCAAUUCAAGAUCCGGUACAUAAAAUGUGAUUACAUUUCAUUCCAUAUUUAACAUUUUUAACAACCAACAAACUGCUUUUUAAUUUAAUUAAUAUACAUCUAUAAAAAUUAAUUAUUUUUGCAACUUUAGUGUUGUGAGAAUAAUAUCACAGUAAGUUAAUAUACAAAAUACUAUUGUUUGUUAAAUGUUUUACAUUGUUCUUAUCUUAAAACAUUCCAAAAGUUACACAUUAAUAAAAC